This is a messenger RNA of Coccidioides immitis RS, 366 nucleotides long. RefSeq lists its product as uncharacterized. The coding region runs from base 1 to 366 and encodes 121 amino acids. The record is from RefSeq and is a predicted model, not a curated record. The transcript has 5 exons. NCBI's taxonomy places the organism in Eukaryota, Fungi, Ascomycota, Eurotiomycetes, Onygenales, Onygenaceae.
AUGCACCCGUCUAUGUACAUUGGACGCCUAAGAGGCCGGGGGAUCUGCGCGCUGUAUCGGUUCCCAGACAAGAGUUGGAUAGGAAAUUACUGUCUCAAGAAACCAAGAUUCGUACAUUUCCCUUUCGCACGAUUUCUUGCGCAUCUCUUGCUUCGCCAAGCUGUCAGCCAAGGUGACAUUGAGGUCGAUCGCAAACCACCCGAGAGAUUCGCGUUCCGGCCUUUCAAGAAUGAAGCCGGGAUGAACCCUAAGGACAAGAAAUGGGCAAAGGCGACGCCAGACACCCCGCCGCAAAUGACAAAAUGUGAAGGUGCUUGUGAGCGUUUAAUAACCCGACAAAGGGGUUCUCCCACUUCGCGUGCAUAG